This is a messenger RNA of Pelobates cultripes (western spadefoot toad), 20684 nucleotides long. Lineage: Eukaryota; Metazoa; Chordata; Amphibia; Anura; Pelobatidae. The record is from the annotation of a GenBank genome assembly.
AGCAGAGUCAGGAAGGCCUGCUCCCAUUUCUAUGUAUGAGCCUGCUGGGGGGUCAGAGGGGGGCUAUUUCCCAGAGCUCUCUGCGGUGUCCCUGCAGUCAGCCUCAUACUGCAGCACUCAGCAAGCUGCUAUCUCUCUCUCUCCCCCUGCUCCUCCUCUUCUCGUCCUCUGUCUGUCUCAGGGAGGGGAGCGGCCCAUAGCUCACAACAAACCCUCCCAAAUUCCUGUCCUCGCCCAGUAGCUGCUGCCUCCAUCUCUCUGGCAGGUGGUGAGUGAGUGUGGGAGCCUGAGCAGCAUGAAGGCAGCAGCCCUGCUCCUCUUGUGCCUGGCAUCCCUGGAUGCCAAGCUGGUGCCAGAGAGCCAGGAGGGCUUUGCAGAGUGCAAUGACUUCUUCUACCAAAGCAGUCCACCCCAGGGCUUCACUGACCCUUCCUACACCAAGAUCUGCCAGAAACACAAUGGGGACCCCCAAUUUGCUACAUUGUACAACACCAAGGACAGGAUCCCCCUAUACUCUGCCUUCACCUACAGGGAGGGGGCUACCAAUGAUGGGGGCAGCUGGCUGAUUGAACCCCAGGUAAGUGCACACCCCCCCUGUCUUAAUAACCCCAUGAUCCUGCACAAAGCAUAAAUACAUUUAUUAUAAUUUUCUCAGUGAUUGCAUUAUUAAUAGCUUUUUUUUAGCCUCACUCCCAUCAUGCUAUAAUGUAUUGAUUGAUGGCAUGACUUGUACCAAUGUUAUAUGUAAUAUGUUUUUAAAGAGCCAUGUACACUCAGCCAGGGAUGGCCAUAAAGUGCUAUUGUACAUCUACUGCUCAAUUAGAGCUGCAUUAUGGAAGGGGGGUGAGGGGUCUGCCAUUGGUCUGCUCUAGUACCAAGUGUUCAUUCAUAAAUGCCUGCAUACUCUGUUUGCAUAUGUAUAGUACACAAAGAAUUAUGCUAUUAAUAUUUGUGUGUGUAUAUAUAUAUAUCUGAAAUAGUUUGAGAUCUGUUUGUUGGGUUUAAAGCUGGGGCAGGCCAUUAAUGCAGGGUUUUCUAUAGGAAAAUCUACUGUCACAGAGCUGGGUCUGAUGGCCAAAUACCACUCAGUUAUUCACUGAAAUAUGGUGUCUUCUGCAGUUUUCUCAAGCAUGUCUGUCUAUUUCAGGGAUGAAUUAAUGUAUUGCAGUAGAAUGCAAAAUUCAUGUAAUGACUAGUUCAAUGGGUAGAGAGAGGUAUGUUCUACAUUGCUGAGUAGGUGUGCAGUAAUGUAUUGCUGCAGAUCAGGAAAGGUUGCAUUGUUACAGUUUAUCAGAGAGCUGCACCCAAUUUGUAAAUAAGCCUUAGGAUAACCUGAAUCAGGCCAAAUGCUUUCACAAACCCUAGAUCAGAGAUUGGUAACCAUUGGAAACUAGUCCACAAAAGCCAGUUUUGGCUAUCACUUCCCCAGGCACUGGGCUGCCUAAUACAUCAAAACUGGUUUGAUUAUCAAUUUUAAUUUGCAGAGAUGUAGCAAAGCAGUUGUGAAUCAAUGCAGAUCCAGAAGAGCAAAUCAAUUAAUCGCAAAUGUUGCUCACAUUGUAAGUUUUCUUUGUGUAAGGGUCCCUUUAACUUUUAAGGCACUCUUUGUGUUUUAGAGAUUGCUGUUUUUAGGCAUUACACCUACCUGUUUAGAAAAGAGGAGGGGGGGUACGUGGUUAAAAAUUCCUAACAUAGCAUUGAAAACCCACAAUCUAACAGGAUCCUCUGUCCAAAUUAAUAUAUAACAUAACACACAUUUAUAUCCUUUUAAGUGACGAUCUGUAUUCUUUACUGUAUUAAGUAUUUAUAAGGAGCUUUAGACAAUACGUAAAAUAAUUUUUUGUUUCAUAUAAUAUUUUUAUUUAUUGUGUUAAUAAAAUUAGUAGCUUGUUAAUGCAGCCUACUACAGAAUUCAGAUAUCAAGCAUCUGAUCACAGCGUUUUUUGUACAUCUUGAUGAAACAUGUUUUGUUUUUUUUGUUUGUUUUUUUCCCCUCAGUUUAUUGAUCCAUCCUGGUAGAAACUAACCUUGAUCCUUGUGUAUGUCAUUAGAGGCCUUUACCGUGCCUGAAUCUGAUUAUGGCUCCAUGCAGUGCGCAUGCAGAGUAUCACCAAGAAUUCUGUAAAUCAGAUGAACUUACAAAUAGAAAUGUCUUUAAACGAGGCAUUAUUUAACGAGAUGGUGACAUCACGUUAGUGUGUCCUAUUAAAACACAAAAAUCUGAUGCACUGCUUCCCAUUUUAUUAUGGUAAUCCAUUUGCUUUGAUGUCAGACAGCUAGUUUUAACAAGGAAAAAUAUUGAUGGAUCAUGCUGAAAAGAAUUAUCUACGUUUAUCCAUCCUUGAGUGGCUGUCAGAUGUCUGUGCGUCUGUCUGUGUUCUGGAUUGCCAUGAGAUUGUUUCACUGACAUUCCAUGGGGCUAAGGAACAUAUCGGCAUUCCCAGAACUGUCAUGCUGUGGUGGUGGUCAUUGGUGCACGUUUACAAAGCGUUCAUUGUUGCUUUAAUCAGAUCACCCAUGAAAGGGUUUCCAGCUCAAAUGUGCCAAUUUCUUUGUAAGGAAUUGUUUAAAGAAUGUCACCAGUCAACAAAAUAGCCCAAUUAUUCGUAUUUACUUAUUGCAAAUGUUGUUUUUGUCAAGCAACCACCUAAUAGGAGUUACUGUUUGCUUACUGCCAUGUUUAAAGGGUAAGAUGAACUGUGAUGUUGGAAAGAAAGACAUAUUUCUUUUAUUUUAAAAACAAAUAAAUAAGUAAUCAUCCCCUCAAUCCCUAACCCCCUUUAAAAAUAAAAAAAUAAAAAAUUGCAUAAACUAAAAGACUGCUCUGGAAUAUGAGGCAAAUUCCAAAAUGCCCCAUGAUUCCCUGUGAGUGAACCAUGAUUGCUCAGGGCCUCUCAGUGAUGGGUGCACAGAUUGCCCAGACAUUUAAAGAAGGUAAAUGUACCUUAUACUUGCCUCUGCAGCCCCUGUCCCCUUACUCUGAACACUGGAGACGCUUUGUUCUAUGACUCCUAUUACUCUGACCUGGAGAACAAAACUACAGAUUAUGACAUGCAGGAGUACCCCGAUCUAAUGUAGAUAUUUCCGUAAACAAUUACUACAAUUUGUAGUAAGCCCAUUAACCCUAGCUUUUGCACUAAGAACAUAAGUGUUAUGACACAGUGUUGUUAUGGUUGUAGUGCAAUUAUAUCAUUAGCAUUUUAAUCCUUGAUGUAUAAAAGACGCCAUUUUGGCCACGUCAUUGGACAGUUAUUUGCACAGACGUAAUUUAUUUUAAAAACGCUUGGAAUUUUAUGUGAACAAAUACUCCCCCUUCUAUUUCCAUCACUUCUGAUAUUCAUAGUUCUAAUGAAUCCAUUACAGGUUAUGUAAUUCCAUUCAAUCAGAGUGCCUCUGACACUUCACUAACCAAAUACAUUUAAGAAAAAUCCCUAACAUACUCUGAUCAGUCACAAGCGUAAAACCGCUGAAAGGAGAAGUGAAUAAGUGAUGGCAGCAGGGUGUACUAUGGGAAGAAGGCAGGCUGGUGGAGGCAGUGUUUGCUCUGGGCAAUGUUCUGCUGGGAAACCUUGGGCCCUGUCAUUCACAUGGAUGUUACUUUGACACAUAUCACCUACCUAGAGAUUAAUGCAGUCCAUGUACAUCCCUUCAUGGCAGUGGUGUCUUUCAGCAGGAUAAUGCACCCUGUCACACUGCAAAUAUUGGUCAGGAAUGGUUUCAGGGACAUGACAAAGUGGGACAUGUAGGCCCCACCUUGCAACUUGCUGGACUCAGAGUAUCUGCUGCUAAUGUCUUGGUGCCAGGUUUUUCGAGGUCUUGUGAAUCCAUAUCUUAACGUAUCAUAGCUCUUUUGGCAGCACAAGGGGGAUCUACACAACAUUAGGCAAGUUGUUUUUGAUGUUGUGGAUGAUUUGAUAUACCCCUUGUGAAAGCAGGCAUGCAUUUCAAAAUGCACUUUAUUCUUGGUGGUAUAUUUAAAAAACAAAAAAAAAACGGCUUGCAAAAGCUGCCGAUCUCUUGUCUGAAGCCUUUGCAAGCCCUCCCCUUCAAACUUUAUGUGGCUGUCCAAUCACAGACUUCCCAAUGCAGCUCAAUGCGAAGUCUUUGCAAGGCAGGUGCUCCGGACCAUUGCUGCCUCUUGAGUUUGGCUCCACUGAGCUAAACUACCAGGAAGUAAUAGGACCGGCUGUCUGACAGCGAGUGGGUGAAACAAGGCUGAUUUAUAAAAGUGCCAUUUUCUAUUGAAAUCUGUACUUUUUGUAAAGGAAAAAAAAAAGGGACACGCUCUUAACACAUAAAGCACUCAGCAAGCCACGCUACUUUUAGGGGUUUGGAGUGUUCCUUUAAUGAAUACAGCUCAGUGAUAUUGACCGGAUAUUCCGUUUUUUUGUUUGUUUUUUUUGGGCCAUGUAUUAUAGUAGCCAAAUACACAUAAAAUCAUCCAUUAUAACUUCCUAAAGGAGGCUGAAUUACAGCCUUUUACUCUCACUGUGAUUUUAUAGAUUUAUACGAGAGACAUUUGUAAUAGAUGCUUUUCCUGUUUGAAAAACAAUAUCUUAAGGAUAUAUUGCUUUACAGUUACAUUGAUGAUGGGUUUCUGUUUCUUUUUCUUUUUCCCAUGACACGAAGGAGAGAACAUGUUUAUCAUUAUGGGAGAGCUCCUUAUUCAUAACACUGUCAUCCAGUAUUGGGUAUUCAUAAUGUCAUUACUGACCUUCUCCAAAACCCAAGCUCCAUUAUCAUAUUGUUACUGUAAUUGUGCAGCAGUGGAUUGUGGGCUUUUACGAUCAUCAGACCUGUCAUCGCAUCCUCUGUUCCUGCCUUGGAUAUAGAAUGCCCAGCUAUUCACCAUUGUUAUUCUCCAAACAAUCACAGUGUCGUAUUCUUCCUUUCUCUCGCGCACACACACUCUCCCUGUUCAUAGGCCACAUGUUGUUUUAUUGGUCACAGUCAUCCAGAGGUUGCAGAACGAGAUUGCUUCUUCUAUAAUGACCUGUUCUUUCAAACUGUCUCCACCCUCAAUGGACACUUUCCCACAGGGCCUAUGUGUGAAACAAGAAGUUGUAGAGAUUUGACAAGCAAUGUGCAAUUUUUAAGUCAAAGUAACUGAGCUGGAAUAAUUCUCACCAGGUUUCCUAUUAAUCCUUAAAAUGUCUUUGUUUUUUAAUGUUGCAUGAUCGCAUAGACACUGAAUGCACAUUAGGUACAAUAAGCAAACAGAUCAUUUAGAAUGUAGAUAUAGAUAAAGCAUUUUACUUACCUUAUUUCCUCUAGGGCUCCCGUCUUGGCACAGCCGCAACUCCUCUGCUGGCUGAGUUCAUCAAUACUGAUGAUGCUAAUGCGAGAGCACUGCAUAUUGCAGAGUUGCACCAAUUAGAAAAAGCAGUGUUUACACUGCUGCUCCUGCAAGGACCGUUACUUUGCCCCAGAAAAAAAUAAUUAAGCUGCAGUGGUUCUGGUGUCUAUAGUGUCCCUAUAUACACCAGAACCACUGCAGCUUAAUUUUAAAGGGUCACUAUAGGAACUGAAACAAUUUUAGCUUAAUGAAGCAGUUUUGGUGUGUAGAUCAUGCCCCUGCAGUCUCACUGCUCAAUUCUCUGCCAUUUAGGAGUUAAAUCACUUUUGUUUCUGUUUAUGCAGCCCCGUGGCUGUGACUGACACAGCCUGCAUGAAAAGAAUGGUUUCAUUUUCAAUUACAUUGAAACUUUAAAAGUUUUUAUCUCCUGCGCUGUAAAUUGAACUUUAAUUACCUAGAGGAGUCUCCUGUGGGGUCUAGCAAGCCAUUAACAGAGCAGGUGAUUAGAAAUUCUAAAUUACACAGAAUUUGCAAUAAAGAAGUUUAAACAUUAGAUGACUCUUUACAGGAAGAAUUUAAGAAGGUCGGUGUAAGUCACCUGCAGGGAGGUGUGACUAGGGCUGCAUAAACAAAGUGAUUUAACUCCUAAAUGGCAGAGACAUGAGCAGUGAGACUGCAGUGGAAUGAUCGGUGCACCAAAAUGACUUAAUUAAGCUAAAGUUGUUUUGGUGACUAUAAUGUCAUUUUAAGUAUUAUGAUUAAUUUAUUUUUAUGUUUUAAAACAGUGAAUUACACUAUGUUUGAUUAAUGCUUUGUCUAAAUAGAAAUAGCCACGUAAGGGUGAGACAAGUUUAAAAACCAAAAUAAAAGACACAAAACAAGCACAUAUAGCAUGUCCAUGUUCACCUAAACAUCAUAUCCUGGUCCCCGUUGGCAUGCAUGAGACCCGGCAUAGUCACUCAGUACUUCUGUAGUGCAUGCGGCACUGUGAGGGCUAAAGGGACACUCCACUUCCCAAAUACAAACCAAAUAAAAACAACUGUUCGGUAGAUAUAACCCCCAAUUAAUACAUUUUGUCCAGUUGUGUCUAAGGUGUUUUUAGAAAGAAAAAUAAACACUUUAGACACAACAGGAUAAUCCCUAAAUCCUGGAUUGGUAGGGGGUACUUGAGGAUUGGGUUGGGAACUUCUCUAGGAGAAACUUAUUUUAAAACAACAUUGUUGCAAUAAAGUUCUUAAAUAAUGUUUUUAAUCAUUUUUCUUUAUGUAGAACCAAGUAAUUCUCAGCACUGGGUACUCUAAUAAUACACUACGUUAUACAGCAAUUUAUUAUUUAGUUUAUUUGAUCAAAUGCCUGUGUGGCCUGCUGUAUGUAGGUGAUACUAUCCACACUGUCAAGAAGAGAAUCAGAAAGCACAAGGGUAAUGUCAGACUAGCUCUUAAAAAGGGCAUUGAUGAAUCCCCAGUGGCCAAAAACUUUAGACUAUUAGGCCACAAUGUAAGCCAAUCCGCCCAGUACAGGAGAUGGGGGGGGGGAGUGGGGUCACAAGAAAGAUGAGUAAGACAGUGGUAGACCAAAUGGAUCUUUCUGCUCAAUAGUCUCAUGGAAAAGUUAAAAUGAGGGUUACAACUGAGGGUUAAGCACUUUCUAUAAUCAUUGUACAGAGUUUCUUCAUUAUGUAUAUGUUGAUCUUUGCUUCUGGCAGGGGGUACACUGAUCGUGGCAGCUUGUGUGAAAUAUUGUAUAUCAGCAUGCAUGCUGUGUAUCAGUGCCUGUGUGUCCACAUUGAGACACAUAAAGUUAUUCUUGGACUGGCCGAGUGAUAUCAUUACACACGUGCAUGUUCCUUUGUACUUUUAGUAUAUAAGGUUGCUGAGACGCUAAUGCGGGACAUAUAAACAAACAGAAGGAGGAAUCCACACUCUUAUCUGGUCCUGGUGCAUCCAGAUAUGGUUCUGGCUAAGCCCUCUCCAAUGGUAAAACAAUAAAUGUAGCCCAGGCACCCAGGAUCUCUUAUGCAGCAGUUUUAUUGGAAAAACAGGAAAAACCUGCAACGUUUCGAUCUCAACUGAGAUCUCUUUCAGCGUUGAAAAAUAUCUCAGUUGAGAUUGAAACGUUGUGUUUUUCCUGAAUGCAUGACAUCUAUGCAUGUUCAAUAACCCUGUCCUGAUUGACUUUCUCCUGUGAAGGGAGAGAACAUGCUUUUUUAUUUAUUUAUUUUUUGCACAUUUUAUUGCUAUCUACCAUUGUUCAUUAUGUGUAACAAGGUUUUCCUUUUACCCUGAGAGUAUGCAUACAUCCUGAAAGUAUUUUAGAUAAAUACUUGGUAAAAUUCAUAGUUGCUUAUGUAAUUUUUUUUUUUCUCAAGUGUCUAAUGUUCCUUAGUUGUAUUGUUUAUAAUAUAUUUUUUGGGUUGUUUGGGAUCCUUCUCACAACUGUUGCACUUGUAUGGAUGAGUGCACGGGCUAAUUUCCUUUUUUCCCCAAUGAGAAGUCUUUGCAAGCCAGGUGCUCUGGGCAAUUGCUGCCUUUUGAGUGUAACUCCACUGAGCUAAACAACCAGGAAGUAUCCAGGGCGAUAUAACAAGGGUAAUUUAUAAAAGUGCCAAUUUCUGUUAAAUUCUGCACUUUUUUUUUUCCAAAUGAAAAAGAGAUCACACACUUCACACAAAAUGUACUUCAGCAACCUAAAGUGCUUUCAGGGGUCUGGAGUGUCCCUUUUAGUUUGUUUCUACUUGGUUUGUGCACAAAUGUUGCAAGGAAUUGUUCCACUUUAAUACACCAUUCAAAAAAUAUGUAAAUGUUGCAGAAGACAGUGAGAUAGCUCAGUGGGCUAAUGCAUCAUCAGUAGAAUCUGUUCAACCCUUGGGUUGCAGAUUCAAACUUCGGCAGGGUUGACUCAGCCUUUCAUCCUUCUGAGGUAGAUAAAAUGAGUAUUAUUAAAUUGGGUAAUAGUAACAACCCCUGGAUGUUGGGAGAUGGUAACAUCCCCAGGACGUACUUGAACACCAGAGUAAUCUGAAUGUACCUUUUCUGGUUAAAUACUUUUGUCGUUAUUAUUAUUCAUUGUUCUUUUAAUGUAACCAUGUUCUAGGACAGUGGUUCCCAACCUAGUCCUCAAGUACCCCUUAACAGUCCUAGAUUUAGGGAUUGUCCAGUUGUGUCUAAGGUGUUUUUAGAAAGAAAAAUAAACACUUUAGACACAACAGGAUAAUCCCUAAAUCCUGGAUUGGUAGGGGGUACUUGAGGAUUGGGUUGGGAACUUCUCUAGGAGAAACUUAUUUUAAACCAACAUUGUUGCAAUAAAGUUCUUAAAUAAUGUUUUCAAUCAUUUUUCUUUAUGUAGAACCAAGUAAUUCUCAGCACUGGGUACUCUAAUAAUACACAACGUUAUACAGCAAGAAUUCACCAGGGAAUUUCAAAAUUUCAGGCCAAAUUAGAAACUGGUCAUUUUACCAGUAUUCACAAUUUUAUUUUUCUAAAUGUUUUUUUUUUUCAAAAGUGGAUGAAAACAUGUGAGGAUGGAUCAAAAAUUAUAAUUACCCUUCAUAAUGUAGGUAUAAAUAUACACAAAACACACAUAUAUUUACAAACAGAACACAAUAUAACAAGAUAUAGGGUAUUGUAGAUACAACUCUAAAGAUUGUGUAGUAUUGCACAGGAAGUAAAUUGAUUGCAGGAGAGUCACCCAAUAAUGGGUAUUUAAACCCCUUCACCAUUUUAGGAAUAAACCUUAAUGUAGCUUUUAUGUUAUAUGCUGCUUGUUUCAUUAUACACGUUGUAUUCCUAAUACAAUGGGGAUGACAAAGAUCACUUACAAAGCGAUGUAGAACAUGCAUGUUUUUGAUUUAUAUAUUUUUUUCAUUGGGGCUACGUCUAAAAACCUCUGGCAAAAUCUGCAUUUCUCUUCUGCAGCUAUUGCAAGCCCUCCCCUUCUAACCCCGCCCAGACUUCCGGUAAAUGUCCAAUCACAGGCAUCCCAAUCCAGCUCAAUGAGAAGACUAUGCAAGGCAAUUGCUGCCUCUUGAGUUUAACUCCACUGAUCUAACCAAACCAGGAAGUAAAAGGACCGGUUGUCUACAUGAAAGCCAGUUGGAAAUAACCAGCUUAAUUUCUAAAAGUGUACAUUUCUAUUUAAAUCUCUACAUUUUUCAAAAUGAAAAAAAGAGGACACACUCUUUACACAUAAAGCUUUAUAGCAAGCUAACAUUCUUUAGGAGACUGGAGUAUCCCUUUAAAGAGACAUAUACUUGAGAUGUGUGUCAUCAUUAACAAAUUAUUGUGGCCUUUUUUUUUUUUUAACAAUAUCUUCCUUCUGAGGAAUAACUCACUGCGUUUGGGCUAAGUCUGCGUAUAAUAAAUCAACAAACUAACUUUUAUCUGUUCUAAAUUUAAUAUUCUAAUUUAUCAGACUCGCUAUUGAUUUCUGCAGCAAAAAUCAAAUCAGGAUCUCAAACAUUAAAGUCAGCAGAAAAUCGGGAAAACGAGCUGUAAUUUCAGAGAACAUGCAUUUUGAUCAACUAUACCCAAAGCUGAAACGCAGGACACUGCUUUUGGCUGAUGUCAUCAAUACUGAUGGUCUGUCUGGCAACUGACACUAUUUAAUAGAAAUAGGAACCUUCCUAAUUAGAAAUCCAUAUGACUUUUAUAGCAGUAGGCUGCUCUGUUCUAUUACCUGACAGAAAAGUUGAAAGGGGUUUUGAGUGAUAGAUGUAGCCAUUAAGUAAUUUUGCAACUUAAAUUAUCCACCUGCAUUCCUUCAGUUAAUGCAGGUACGGGGCCUACCACCAUUCCAUAUACAGUUUUGUGCAACUAUUUUUGGUUUUAAUGUUGAGGAUUUAAAAACAGUCUUCAAAGGCUGACCGCUUAGAAACUGUGCAGUGUUUUUUGUUUGGUAAUUUUUUGGAGUGGGUGAGCGUGUGGGGGUUGUGAUAUUAAACCUGCGCUAAAUAAAUAACAUAAUAAUAAUAUUAUCCUACUUAUUCAUAAGCUCUCAUAAGCUACUGCAUUCAUAAGCUCUCAGACAUAACUUUGUGCACUUUUUGCAGCAUAGAGUACAACUGUGUAUCAUUCGCUGUAACUCCAUGACGCCCAAGGCUCUGCGUACAUUGCUGAACCACCUUGAUCUAAUAUGGACAUCUGGUUUGAUUAGCAAAGAGUUCCAGUGCCCAGGAUCUUAUAAACUGUCUGUGUAAUUGACACCGCUGAAUAUAACUUUGAAAAUCAACUGUACCAUUCUUUUCAAAUGGUACUGUUAUCUGUUAAAUUGACAUGAAAGAAUUUGCAAAUGAUAUCACAAACCAGACACAGCUAGGGAACCCACUGUAUAUAGAAACAUUGUUUCAUUCUCCUCCUAUGCUAGAGAGUUCUCCUGCCCAUGGACUUUGGCGUACUAUUUGUAACUCUUUUAUACAAAGUACUAUGUAAGGACCCGCUUGUGAAGUUACAAUCUAAAGGGAAAACAUGCAUUGACACAAUGUAGCAUGGGAGAAACAUUAGAUUAAUUGUAUUGCAGGGAAUGCAAAUUCAGCUGUGGGCAAUUGAAGUUGGGGAAAUCAUUAUUGAUGAGUAACGUUACUUGGAUUAAGAAGAAUGGUCUAUAAAGUAAGGCCACGGUGGGACACUGUGUACAGAAUGUUACUCUUUUGGGUGUGGGUGGCGUAAGGGGGAUGGUACAAUGUUACAAAAAUUUCAGUUGCUUAAGUGAUUUACAGUAAUUUUAUUGCCACUUGCCAUCAGCCAUUAUAACUCUGUGUGUAACAAUUAGCAAAUGUUACAGUUACAUCACAAUAUGGCUUAUAGAAAGCACAAAUGAUAUGAAUGUGGUUUUAUUUUUCAUAGCCACGGAUUGGCAGAUUUUCAUCCCUGUCUAGAAUCCGUCAUGUAGAAUGUCAGCCCGGUUUACAAUUAUUCAUGUAGAAUUUCAGCCAUGUCUAGAGUCAGUCAUAUAGUUUGGCAUUUUUAAAUUUCAGCCCUCUUUUGAAACCACCAUAAACAUUUCAGCCCUGUCUGGAAUAUAGAAUUCAGCCCUGUCUAUUGGCUAUAUAGAAUUUCAGCCUUCUCUAGAAUAAGUCGUCUAGAAUCAGCCAUAAAGAAUUUUAGCCCUGUCUAGAAUCAGCCAUAAAGAAUUUUAGCCCUGUCUAGAAUCAGCCAUAAAGAAUUUCAGCCCUGUCUAGAAUCAGCCAUAAAGAAUUUCAGCCCUGUCUAGAAUCAGCCAUAAAGAAUUUCAGCCAUGUCUAGAAUCAGCCAUAAAGAAUUUCAGCCCUCUAGAAAAAGUCAUAUAAAAUUUCAGCCCUGUAAAGAAUCAGCCAUAAAGAAUUUUAGCCCUCUAGAAAAAGUCAUAGAAAAUUUCAGCCCUGUAAAGAAUCAGCCAUAUAGAAUUUCUGCCAUCUCUAGAAUAAGUCGUAAAGAAUUUCAGCCCUGUCUAGAAUCAGCCAUAUAGCAUUUCAGCCCUCUAGAAAACGUCAUAUAUAAUUUCAGUCCUGUCUAGAAUCUGUUAUUUAGAAUGUGUCUUGUUUAGAAUCAGCCACAUCGAAUUUCAUCCGUGUCUAGAAUCAGCCUGUGUCUAGAAUCAGCCAUAUUGAAUUUCAUCCGUGUCUAGAAUCAGCCAUAUUGAAUUUCAUCCGUGUCUAGAAUCAGCCAUAUUGAAUUUCAUCCGUGUCUAGAAUCAGCCAUAUGGAAUUUCUUGAGCAUUAUAUUGCUCUUCCUGGAUGAUAUAAGGAUAAAACAUAUUUAACACAACCAGUGUGGAGAGCACCGAUGUUAUGUAACCAAAACAUUGAUCCGUAUUCUGAGAUUAAGACUAAGAGGAUGGCGGCUGAUCGUACAAAACUUCCUUUGAUCAUGAUUUAUUUGUCUGAUAUCCUCUUAAAAAGAGGAUUUUUGGUUUGUUGUGUUCAGCCUUCUUGUAUUUAUAGAUUCCGUCAGAUCUCAUAGACAUAAAGGAAAUUGAGUCACUGUUACUAGGGACAGAUAUUAUGUGUCACCAAUGUUACACAAUGUUAUCAGUGGUUGCAUGAAUGGCACACACAGGAUGGGAUUAUGUCAGAUUUAAUUGCCAGGUACACUUACGUCAAGGCCUGUACGCAUGGUUCUCUCUGUAGGAGUUGCCUCCUAUUUACCUCUCAGAGAAACACCACAAUUAGGCCUUGCACCAGCUUUAUAUAAGUUUGUGUCUGCUCUGCCUAAAUAUUUUGAGAAUAUUAACUUCAGAUCAUACCUUACUAUGUCUGCUGAGCACAGAGAAGUGACAUGCUGGUGUCCAGUACACUGCCCCUCCUCCCCCCCCCCCCGACCACAUACCAUACCUGGCCUUUCUAUAAUCCGUAUAAUCGUUACUUGUUACUGAGCCUGAUUCACUUGUAGGUGUUGUCUAUCUAGUAUACAAUUAGCACUGAUUACACAUGUGAGAAGUUGUUAUAUUACUCAUGCCAAAAGCAGUCUCCUCUGGAUCUUAUUGCACUUGUAAACAGUCUAGUCUGGCUAUUUUCUUUUACAGAAUUUUAAAAUAGGACUUAACAGAGACACCCUUUAUUUAUCACUGCUUUGCACCCAUUACAUACUAGAAUGGUACAUGCUGGGUUUUAGAGCAUUACUCACUCCCCCUAGGCAGUUAGCUCUUUAAAGGAGCAGCCUUGGAAUGCUUAACAAGCUGUUUUUGCACAUUAUAAUUAUUGGUAUUUAAAGCUGUAUUGUUAUCAUUGUAAACAGGCGUCUUGGACAGAGGGUGAAACCCUCGAGGUGCACCCACUGACUGAACAAGGUGUUGAAGUUCUGUGUAUUUUACUGGAUUGCACCAAAAUUACUGUGUGUGCAAUAUCUGCCUACAGCGUCAAAUAAAUAAUGACCAAAAAGGCACAUUUUUUACAUUGUUUUUACAAUCCAUAUUUUUUUUACUCUGGAUAUGCCCAUUGCAGUGAACCCACUACAAACACAUUGACCCAAACCAGGGGUUAAGACAUUGUUUGCCAAUAAGUAUCAUUGUCUUUGUCAUUCUCCACACGGAGGCCCUAGGUGUUCGCAAUCGUCCUUCUGUAGUAAUAAAUUCUGUUUUUUGAUGUUUUUUGAUGUUUUAUUCCCCAUAGUUACAUGUCAGUGUCUCUAAUGUCUCUGUUGUCAAUCACCUUCCUUGUACUCAUUGACAAUGUUGUGCGUUAGAACGACGAUUUGCUGCUCUAUUUCCCAAACUAAAAGCACUUAAGGACUUUACUGCACUUUUUUCUUGUAAUAAAAAAUGGCCCUUGCAUGUCUUUGUGCUGAUUAAUCCAUUCCAGGAAAAAAAUGUGUUUUAGUAUCUUUUAUUGGCAGCUUUUGGGUACGUUUCAGUUUUUGCUUGCAUGUUUUAAAUUCUCUUAUCUACGCAAUGCAGUAUUCUUUUGUUGUAGAGCUGUUAUUGCUUAGAAUCCACUUUUACCAGCUGGAAUAGUUUUGCAUUUUUAGAAAAACUAUUUUGGGAUUAAUUAUUUCAUGGCAUUAUUCUGUUAUUAGAGUGGAGAAUAGGAAUGUAACGAGAAAUUUCCAGUUGGCCUCACUUUCCAAUCAAUGUACUCUAAACCUGAAUAUUGCACAAUGGAAUAGUGUGACUAUUCAUGUCUUUGUAUUCAAAGAUCAUCUUCUUAGAAGGAAGGAGCACAUUCAGUUUUCAGUAUCUGCCUACCGAAUCUACCAAAUGUGCAUAAGUUCUCUAGGACCCAAUACUGAUACGACUAGGUCAUCAGACUGACCAUAAUGUUACUCUAAAACGCCCAUACUUCUCUGCUAGCAAAUUAUAAAAAUUGUGGUUUAACAACAUAUUGGUUGAGUAAAGGAUAAAAGUGUGCAAAGUGUGAGGACGUCCAACAUCAUUUCACGGAUUAAAACUUCGUUAGGCAUCAGGAUGCACCUCUAGUUGCUGUUUUGGUGGACUUAAUUCUGCAAUGUAAAUAUUGCAGGCUUAAACCGACAGGGACCCUGCACCCUCUUGAAUGAGAUGUUAAAUUUUAACAUUAUUCCCUCAAUAAAUUACAUCUUGUCAUAACUUGUUGUGUUUCAUUGCUUUUGUCCCACCUCCCCCCGCAUCUAAAGCAUUUCUAAGCGCCAUAAUGUAAUGUACAUUCAGUUUUUCCAUUUGUACAAGAUAGCACUCGUAAUGUAAAGUGACAUGCAAUAUACAAAUGAAUUUACCCUUAGCGCGCACACACAUGCCAACAUUUCAGUCGUCUUGUAACUAAUUUGCCCCUAAUCUGCAAGUCUAAUUAGAAGGUGAAGGAAGAAAAAUAAUAAUUUGUAUUAUUAUUAUUUUUUUAUUAUUUAUAUAGCGCCAUCAGAUUCUGUAGCGCUGUACAAUGGGUGGACUAACAGGCAUGUAAUUGUAACCAGACAACUGGACGUACAGGAACAGCGAGGUAGAGGGCCCAUCUCAAUGAGCUUACAUUCUAGAGGGGAUCUGUAGAUUCUUCAGAAUUCACAUUAUAGUAGAAAGAAAUAAGAUGUUCUGGGUGGGGGGGGUGGGGGGGGGAGGGAGGGAAACAGCAGCUAGCUAAUUACGGUGUCAAAUGGACUUCCAUUCUGUUCUAGCGUUGAAGGGCAGCCUGUUCAUUUUUUUUGUAGUGGAUAAGCGUAUUUCAUUGCUCCUGGGAUAAGCUAAUGUAUGAGUGCUAAAGGCUAUUAUCGACCACACUGGGACUGCGCAGACCAUCGGAAUAUCUGUCAUACUUCAAGGUCGAUCGCAAAUCAAUAUUUUUGGGGGGGGAGGAAGGAAAAGGGCAGGAAAUGACACUUAAAACACUUAUGUCUCUUACUGCUGUUUAAGUAGAUGCUUUGUGUAUUAUUAUUAUUUUAAUAAAUGUAGAUCAUAAUGGAUAUUCACCAUGUUGGUGCAGUAUCAAGUUGUAAAUGUGCAAAACGAAAUAUUUUUAUGUAUAGGUUAAAAGUUAUUUAAACUUCUUCAUAGAUUAGUCUUAUUUGGGCUCCAUAACUAUUUUAUCGCUGUAGUAAUAGACCAUUAACCAUCUUUGUGGUCCAGAUAGGCUGUGGGAAUCGCUGAUCCGCCUCAAAUUGAUGAAUCAGCAUUCCAUAUUUCCUUGUGUUUAGCAUCCCUCAAUCUCUAGAAAAUCUUGUCAUUUAUGGAUGGCAGCAUGCACAACUGCUUUGCCCACUUACAAGAUCUAGAUUUAUUUCUAAGAUGUGUUACAAUGUAACACAUCUAAUUAAAAUAGCAAUACGUUGAUGACUUUGUAGAAGCUUCACUCUUGGUUAAUUAAAAAAAACAAUUUCUAAAAAAGUUAAGAGAUGAACUACAUGUGUUAUAAAUAAAAUGCAAUACUAAUCAUCCAUUUUUGUUCAUAUUUCAGCUGGAUGAUGCUGAGAGCAGUCUGGAGGAAGCUACAAGUGGAAGUGAUGCCUCAGAGAAAAUUGCAGGUCUUGGUACAAACCAAGCACUUGAAGAUCAUUAUGCUUCUUCGGAAUACCAACCAGGGUCUCUCCUUCCCAAUAGUCCAAGCAUGCUCACUAAUGCUGUGCCAUUCACAGAGAACUUUAAGGAAAAAUGGGCUUCAGACGUUGACCAGUUUAUCAAGGAAACUUUGCUACCUUAUUGCUCAAAUGGAGAAAACCUACAUCUCAUUGCUGGUGCCAUUCCUUCCAAUAUUAAGAUCAGUGACAAGGUGACCGUUCCAGAGUUUGUGUGGCUUGCCGCUUGUUGCAACAUUCCCGAUGCCUGGUCCACGGGAAUUAUCAAAGGAACUGUCGAUGUAGAUAAUUUAGAAGACAUUACAGUGAAAGAACUUGAGAAGAAUUUUCUUGGUGGUGCCAAACUAUUUUCUAACCAGUGUGGUGGAGGCAGGUUACCCCCGGAGAGGAGAGAAGUAUCUGACGCCUCUUCUCAAACAGACGCUGAAUCACAAGUUAAAACAUCAGGACCUUUUUUUAAAUUCAUUGAGUUCCUUUUCUGUAUUGUAUAUGAAAUUUUGAAAAAUGUGUUUUAUCUGGUGUGGUUCUUUGUCAAGCAGAUCUGUAACCUGGUACUGGGAAGACUCUAUUGGAUCUGGACUGCAGUUACUACCUAUGUGUUUGCACUUAGCAGUGUUUUGUUGAACAUUCCGUGUGAUGUUUUCCGUGUGUUUGGAAACAUUGUAUGUGGCUUUGUACGAAUUCUUAACAAUGUUUUCUCGGUUGUAUGUCUGAUACUGAGGCUACCAGCAAGGUUUGUCUGUGACAUUGCAAGUUUUCCGUACAAUACACUUUGUGCCAUACCAGAUGUUGGCAUUGACAUAUUGAGCGGAUUAUGGGGUGUGUUGGCUCUAGGCUUAAAUGCUGUUUUUGGAGCAUUUGGUGGUUCGUUCUCCGUUGCAAGCUUUGCAGGAAGCAGUUUUCUCCAAAGGUUUGUAGGACAGUCAGACGGAUAUGAAGCUUGAAGUAUAUUACACCUUUUGGUAACAAUAAUACUCAUCAAUUUAUGUGCUAGCACUUUACUGCAAAUCGUUUGUAAUUCCUGUUGGAGUCGUACCAAAUUACAUUUUUAUUUCUGACCAUGUAACUCCACAGGUUAUAAACUUGUUCUAGCUGCAACACUAAUGCUGGCUUUGAGGUGAAAUGUCUGGAAUAUCCAGCUAGCUUCGAUCACAUUUUAGAGACUUUAAAGUGUUUUUUUUUUUUGUGUGUGUGUUUUCUGAGCGUGCGUGCGUUCAGUCACUCAUGGCACGAGUCUGAUUGCAUCCUAUUGUAAGAUCAGGCAAUUCUGUUUAGGGAGCAUGGAUCUCAAUUCAUAAGAUGGCAUUUUGUGACUUCUCAUUGUCCUUUGUUGAAAUUUCAUUGCCUUUUUAGAUAAAAGUGCAAUAAUGAUACAUGGUCAGAAGGAUGACUUUUUGUGAAUUUCCAGAAUUGCCACUUUUGCUUAAAAAUAAAAUUCAUUAUAAAAAAAAAAUUGGUGCCUAGGGCUGUAAAUUACAUAGUCAAUGGUAACAGUUGGGUGUCUAGCGGUGCAAGAAGAAUGCAGGUAUUCUGUAGUAAUAUAGAAAAUUCAUAAUUUUUAAUGUUCCAUAGUCUUGGAGACCAACAACAUGUAAAUAGGCGUAUGUAUGUAAUAUAUUGAUAUAUAAUCUAAAUUUCUUAAUUUACUCUGGUUAGCAACUCAACUUCAGUAAAAUCUUAGAUCAGAAUGAUUUUUCACGUAAGAGUUCAUGGAAAAAUUAAAAUUUAAGGAAACAGUUUUUUAUUAACCUGGUAGUGUCUCUCUCUCUUUUUUAGGUACUAUUUCUUUCUGAAUAUGUGCACGUUCCAACUUGCUUAGAAAUGUACAGCUAAAGAUUUGUGUACGUUUAGUAUACUGAGCUGUAGAAUUCCAAGCUAUAUGGAAAAACAUGUUCCAAGUACUGUUGUGGCACGUACGUUCUAGAAGUAGAUUUUGUGCUGUAAUAGUGUUCAUCUUUUUCAUAACCAGUUGUAUUGACUGCUUGCCCCCAUUGUUUUGAUGCUUUAUUAUUUUUUUGAGUAGACUUUGCCAAUUGCCAGUAUUUUUCUAACAAGUGUCAGCAUGUUAAAGAACAAAUGUCAAUCCUUGUUAUACAAUUACCCUGUUCUUAGUGUCACUUCUUUGACACUAAUCUAUAAUUCGGUCUAAAAGUUCUUGAAAAAGAUGUCUGUAGGUUUUCAUUUAGACCAAAUCUAAUUUUGGCACUCUGACAACUUAAAAAUGGAAGUAUUACAAGCAUCUGUGCAAUUUUCUUGGUGUCAUAAUAAUAAUAAUAUUGUAGGGAUUUGUUUUUAGGUGGACUUUGGAUCACACAUUUCUUGACUUUCCUGUCUUCUCAGUCAUUUACGAUCUGUGCCAAUGCUGAAUGCAAAUUUCGCCCUAUUUCAGUUUGGACCUAAAUCAUAUUAGCAAUUGAAAUUUUAUUUAGUAUUAUCAGUGCUCCGAAUUCAAAGUCCUAUGAUUACAAGCUAAGCCCUAGAAGUUACUUGCUUCUGCAACCCUGGAGGUCCAUGGUAUAUUCAUCAGGGGUUAAUUUCUACUAGUCAGUGCUAAAUUUUAACUCCUCAAUGACUACUGGUGUGUGGAAAAUUUGAGCUCUGGUUUUAUGGCAUUUGCCUCUUAAAAGACACGAAGUACUGCCAAGUUAUACUUGCAGAGACACCCUCAGAAUUCUCCUCCACCAGUGAAUUCAGUGGCCAUAAAUAGGGCCUGUGUCUGUGUGUUUUAUUUUCACAUUUAAAAGCUUAAAGUUCAAUAUAUUCAGGACAAUAUUGCAGCUUCCAUGGAAAUAGCACUUUUCCAAAUAUCUGUUGUAAUGGAUCUACAAUUGAGUAUGAGAGGAAAGUAUUAAUAAAUGUUUUACUUCGUUUAAAAUGUUCUUCUUCAUAUCUUAUUUUUUUUUUUUCUUUGCCCACUGAUGAUCCAUAUUCUGCAAUUGGCACAAUACAUUUUGUGCCCGUUCUGGAGACCUACUUGCAUGCAGAAUCUAGUUAAUUUUGAAAAAAAAAAAAUUUGUAAUAUAUAGCAAGCGGUCAUUCAAACUCCAUAGAGGAAUGACGAGUGAUUGACUAAGGGAAAAGUACAUUAAUCUAUAGGAUUUUAUUAGGUGACCUCUUGCUUUCCAUUGUGGACUGGGCAAUUGAAAAAAAGACAUCCAUAAUUUUUCAUUGCGGUUUGCGUAAUUUACUUUCAAAUCCUGCCAGUAAAGUUGCAGAUGCAAUUUAGUUCUGCUGUAGAUCAUCAAACUAUACCAUCAACAUUUAUGUGUGAACGAUUUAGUUGCUAAACUAAGUAUGCCUGAUUUGGUAUAUUUGUUUUAUAGCACCUAUGAACUUGUGGAAUUUACUUAAAGGAUAGCUAUAGUGUUAGGAAUACAAAAAUGUAUUCCUAAGACUAUAGGGACCCUUGACUCUCCCUUACCACAGGUGAUAUAGAGGGUUAAAUAACCCUUUAAACAAUUACCUGAUUCUAGCGCCAAUUUCUCUCUGCGCUGGGUCAGGCUCCUCCUCUGCCGACAUAAGCAAUCAGGGGAACCUAAUGUGCAGUGAGUAGUGAGUGCAUUAGGCAUUGACUCGUUUAUGAAAGCGCAGGACGUCCUCAUGCAAACUCCGUGAAUCUGCAGGAUGCGCAUCUAAUGGCCGCAGUUGUUUGUAUUGCAGGGUUAAAGGGGGCAGAGACCAUGCACACAGACCACUUCUUUGAGAUGAAGUGGUAUGGGUGCCUGUAGUGUCCCUUUAACUUAGUUGACGAGUUCUACAUAAUAACUUAUCGGUUAAGAAGAAUAGGCAUAUUAGGGUAUCUUUUUUUUUUUUUCUGGAGUUUGGUUCCAUAAUCAGGAUUCUUUUUGUUUCAUUUUGGCUUAUUAUAUGAAAGGAAUUGACAGAUUUGUAUUCGAGUAGGUGGAUUAUUUUAUUAUUACACCUCCCCUCUACUUCUCAGUCUGUUUGAUGUAUGCAUAUGGUAUUGUUGUGUUUUUUAGUAAAUAAUAAUAAUUCAGACGUUCUGUUAAGCACAUCUAUGUUGCCUUGUUGAUUUAUGAAAACUGCACGGUUUGUCUUUUUUGAGUUGUUGCAUUAUUUAUGUUCUAUUUUGCACUGAUUUCAAACCAGGCCAAAACACAGAGAGAAUCUUUUAUCUUCCUUGUAUUCAUUCAUGUAUAUUAAGCCAUGCAUAUAUUACAAAGCAAAAUGAAAAAUGAUGUAUAAAUUUAUAGUUUAGCAUUUUUAUUUUCCGCGUUCUAAGCUGUAAUGUUAGUUAUGCUUAACACUUCAACAGGUAUAUUGAUGAUGUAUAAUCGUACAUGGAAAAUGUUAGUCAGUUCCACUGGAGAACGUUCAUAUUGUCAAAACCUGUCAGUGAUCUUAUUUUGUACUGUUAACUACCGUUGUGCAAGGUGGAGAGGGGAAGCUUUAGUAAGUAACCAAGGACUCGAUAUUCUAUUUAAGGUUUUGGUAAAAAGCUUAUUGGUCAGCCAUAGUAGUCAUAAUUUUUAGCAUUUGAAACACAAAGGUUGUCUAGUUCAGAGAUGUUAAGCGUUUAUUGCCUUAUGUUGUGUCCAUUGCAGUUGGCUUUCAACACUCCAAAUAAUAAGGGUUGUGGAGCAUGACAGUAGCCACAUGGACCAGUUGUUUGCAAUUCCACAAACUGCUCAUUAGUAAUACUGUAGAAUAGUAUUGACUGAUAAAUCUGGUAAGUGGUAGCAUAUUAGAAUUGUUUGACCGUUACCAUACCCACAUUCUGUGGCCAGUAGAAAAACACAACAUAACCUGUCCAUAACAAUUUGUCCCAUAGAGCUUCAAUUUGUACAUGUUAUUGAAAACAAUUUUACAUUAAUAAAUAGAUCCCCCAAAAAACAGUCUCUGUUUUUUGUUUUGUUUUUUAACAUAAGUGGUUUCAUUAUUAAAGUGUUUAUGAUAUAAUGCCAUAAAGACCUCUUAAU